AAACUCGGCGACGCCCCACAAGUGAUCGACAACCCUAUUGGCGUCGUAUACAAGGCGGUCCUGCCCGAGUCCGCUUUCUUUAAGCCGGCCUAUCCCGAGGGCGGCAACAUCAAGGGCGAAGUCACGGCUGUUGCGAACGACGAUGGGCUUGGUGUGCGGUUCACCAUCAAGCUGAGCAAUCUGCCCAAGAUCGGCGCUCCUCUCCCCUACCACAUCCACGACAAACCCGUGCCCGAGAACGGCAACUGCACGGCGACGGCGGCUCAUCUGGAUCCCUACCUUCGCGGCCAGGAACCGCCGUGCGACGCGUCGGAGCCCGAAACCUGCGAGGUGGGCGACCUGAGCGGCAAGCACGGCGACAUCCCGGCGGACCAAGACACGUGGGAGACGUCGUACCUGGAGCUGUACGCGUCCACGGUCGAGACAAUCUCUCACUUCCUCGGCAACCGCAGUAUCGUCUUCCACUACCCGAACAAGACGCGCAUCACCUGCGCCAACUUUUUCAAGGUCGAGGGCGGCGCCGAGCUGCCUGACAUCAGCAGUGGUACCAGCAAUACAAAGGGCACUGUCACCUCUACU
This is a messenger RNA of Parathielavia appendiculata, 579 nucleotides long. RefSeq lists its product as uncharacterized. Gene Ontology annotation, molecular function: copper ion binding. Lineage: Eukaryota; Fungi; Ascomycota; Sordariomycetes; Sordariales; Chaetomiaceae. Gene Ontology annotation, cellular component: extracellular region. The record is from RefSeq and is a predicted model, not a curated record. The annotation marks the transcript as partial. Gene Ontology annotation, biological process: superoxide metabolic process. The transcript has 2 exons.